Molecule: messenger RNA, 2465 nt
Organism: Eublepharis macularius
Lineage: Eukaryota; Metazoa; Chordata; Lepidosauria; Squamata; Eublepharidae
Product: collagen alpha-1(III) chain-like
Exons: 2
Coding region: 57-848 (263 amino acids)
Source: RefSeq, a predicted model, not a curated record
UCCAGCAGAGUGAGUGGGGGGGAAGGCAGAGCUGCUGCCCACUGUAAGCCUCCAGGAUGAGCUGUGGUGGCCAAGGGCGAUGGCCCCUCCUUGGCAUGACUUCUCUGGUCCUGGUCCUUUUUCUCCAUCUGCCAGGUGUGGCCUCCAGAUGUAUUGACAUGGCACUUGAGCAAGACCUACAGCCUCUGCCUCCAGGUGUGCAGCGCUGCUCAUUGCCCAGAGGACUCCUUCAGCCUGAUGUCUCACCUCCUGGGCAACCAACGGGCAGCAGGGAGGCAGGAGAUAGCCGUGUAGUGGGUGGAAGUCCUGCAGUUUCGGGAGGACCUGGAGGCGGGUCUUCUGCUUAUCCUCCCAACACACAAGGGGGGAACCCUUUCCCAGCUGGCCGGCCAGAUAAGCCUUGGCCAUUUGGCACACCAGGGAAGCCAGCAUUUGGGGGUGUCUCUGGCCAAUAUGGCAGGCCGGCUGGACCUGGACAGUAUGGGGGUUCUGUGAAUUAUGGCAGGCCAGACAGACCUGGCCAGUAUGAUGGGCAACAUGGGGAAGGUCCUUAUGGGCACCCCCGGGUAGAAAUGAAGCCUCCUGGCAUCCCCUACAUACCGACUCCUAGGGAGUGGGGUGGGGGUCGCAUCCCAGCAGAGAAGUUCAACCCUGGCUAUGCCAAUAACCCCAACGCUCCUUAUGGUGGUGGAGCAGGUGGCCAAUAUCCACCGAGCUAUGGAGGUGGAUCUGGAAUAUCAGGGCCAAGGGGCAGAUAUGAUGGCAGUUAUGGCCCUGUACCCUAUGGCAUUCAGCCUGGUGAACAAACUGGCAAAGACAGUAGUGAUCCUUGCACUCCAGAAUGUUAAGAUAGAGGCGGCUUGGUCUCGACACUGGGCAUUUGGGGUGGGCUGGAUAGAACAUCAGGAUUCUACUCCCAUUUUCCAGGGAAAGAACACUGAGAAAUGAUAAAUACAAGAACUAACUAAAUUUCUCCAGGAGGGGUACAAUACACUAUUCAGUGAGGUCUUUCCUAAAUGUGUAUGAACACGUUCCUACCUUUUAUAUUUUGUAUCUAUGCCAAAAACUUCCAUUACUUUCCGAACUGUUGAAUGAUUACAAUUCCUAGCUAUAGGAUUUGGGGAAUUGUAUGGCAAAGAUACUAGAACUAGCUAAUGAAAAUCCGUAAUACCCUCACAAAACUGCAAUUCCCAGGAUUCGUGGCAUUUAAUACCAUUUCAUAUUGUUAUUAUUUUAAACUAGUGAUGUUCUUACCAAAUCUAUAGUCUGAUUAUGGUCGAACCACCAGAAAUUCAUUGGGUGUACCAAUCAUGAGCUAUGAACCUGUGUAAAAUUUCAUUCCUACUCACCCAGCUCUUAUACCAUCCCUAUAAAACUUGUGCCUCAUCCAGAGUAGCUUCCAUGCCAGCCAUUAAUUCUGAAACUGUUGUUACUUGCUCACUCAUUUUUAACUGAGAAUCUAGACAAUAUUGUCAGCAAGCUAUUCCAUUGUUUUCAGGAUGGUUGUGUGAAAUGGUUUCAAAUCUCGGUUGCUUGAACCCGUGUUUUCCUUCUGCUUCUGUGUCUGUGUGUGUUUUACUACCCAAGGAAUGUUGUUUGACAAGUAUCUGUAAUGUCAGCUUGAUUGCGGUAUAGUAUGGUCAGGGCUCAUUUUGAGGGGGAACGCACAGGAACGCUGGUAGUGCUCCAAAAAGGUCACAUGUCAGGUGGCCCCGCCCAACUGAUUUUUGGCCAUUUUGUGCCCGUUUCGGCCUGGAUCGGGGACGAAAUGGCUGAAUUUGGGCCCAAAAUGGCCAGGAUCAGGCCCAAAACAGCCAGGAUUGGUCCUGAAACAGCCAGGAUCGGGCCUCUGAUGGGUGAUGGAUCACUCUCCCGCUCAGCAGCAGCCUAAUCCUGACAAUUUUGGGCCCCUUUUCGCCCAUUUUCAGCCCAAUUUCGGCCCUGAAUGGCCAGGACUGGGUCCAAAACAGCCAGGAUAGGUGAUGUCAGGGGGUGUGGUAUAUGCAAAUCAGUUAUGCCAAUGACACACUUCCGGUGACUGUCAAGGGGGCAUGGCAUAUGCAAAUGAGUUAUGCUAAUGAGUUCCUCCAGCUCUUUUUCUAUGAAAUGACUCCUGAGUAUAGUGUUGAACUAGGAACAAGGAAAGGAAGUGGGCCUGGGUUCAUAUCUUAACCUACCUCACAGGGUUAUUGUGAGGAUAAAACAAGGGAGGGGAGAACCAUGUGCUCUAUCCUGAGCUUCUCGGGGGAACAAUUUAACAAUAAUUGUCUUUCAUAUGUAUCUUCAGCUUCCAUUUGAGGAUCUCAUCUGCAUUUUUUUGACGUUGUAUUUGUUCAGAUCCUCUGCCACCUUACUCCAUCGCCCUCAUGUGUCCUCAGCUUGGCUUUGGUACAUUUAUGUCAUUGAAAGUGACCCUUUGUAUUACUGUUGACCCAAAAUGUUUGUAUUAAAAUACUUGUACUGUA